Messenger RNA from Oryza sativa Japonica Group (Japanese rice), 1163 nucleotides. The record is from RefSeq and is a predicted model, not a curated record. NCBI's taxonomy places the organism in Eukaryota, Viridiplantae, Streptophyta, Magnoliopsida, Poales, Poaceae.
AGUACCCAUGAAACCAAAGGAAAGAAAAGAAAAACCCAUUUGCAUCAUGCGUCCUCACUUGGCCUGCCUCCCUCCACGCUCCUCCGUCUCCUACCCCUUUCUCGCCUUCCCCAACUUUAUCCUCGCUCACUUUCCAUCUCACACGACGGCCACACUGACGAGUAGUAGACGGUGAACAGCCUACAGGGAGGAGGCAUGGGGGUAGCCGUGACAAUGGCGAGCUACGCCGCCGUCCUGCGCCCGCACGCCUCGUCGACGAGGACUCCGCGCGGGCCUCGUCGUCCCGCGGGCGCGGUGCCACCUACGCCGCGCCGGGCAGCGCUGCGAGCUACUACGCGGUCUCCUCCGGCUGUCGCUGCCACUCCACCUCCGCGGGAGCGGGUGCAGCAGCAGCAGCAGCCGGGUGACGGCCAGACGACGACGCGGCUCUACUCGCUGGCGCCGUGCCCGCUCCUGCUGGCGGCGCUGCUGCCGGGGGCCGAGCCGGUGCGCGCCGUGUUCGAGCCGUUCGUCGAGCUGGUCAAGACGUGGGGCCUCCCCGGCUGGCUCGUGCACUGGGGCCACCCCGGCAACAUGGCCGUGGUGCUCUUUGCAAUGGGUGGCUACGGAACAUACCUGGGCUUCAGGAUCAAGCUAUCGGAUGACCCUGAAGAGAAGGCCAAGGCCAAGGACCUCCACCCGAAGCUCCUCGCCGGCAUGUUCUUCUUCUUCGCAGCUGGCGCCACUGGUGGAGUCACCGCUCUUCUCACGUCAGACAAACCAAUCUUUGAGAGUCCGCAUGCUGUGACCGGCAUCAUCGGCCUUGCACUCCUUACCAUUCAGUCUAUCCUGCCGACAUUGUUCGAGGGUAAUCCUUCGCUGAGAAAUGCACAUGGACUCCUCGGCAGCGGCAUCAUGACCCUGUUUCUAAUCCACGCAGCCUUCGGGCUACAGCUCGGGCUCAGCUUCUAAUCCUCAGCCACAACAUCUGGGGUUUGCUUCUCUGUGAUUAGCUCUCAGAGGCAUCCCUGUUACACACAUCGAAGAGAAAUGAAACACAGAGAGAGUUUUCUCUCUCUUGUUUUCCCUUUGUUUCUUUUCACCCUGCGAAUGUUGACAAUAAUGUAGACCUGGUGUUGGAUUGUGUAUUGACGACAACGAAUUCCAUCGUGUUGCGCUGAUAA